This is a messenger RNA of Aspergillus affinis, 1647 nucleotides long. Its product is annotated as putative MFS maltose permease. The coding region runs from base 1 to 1647 and encodes 548 amino acids. The record is from RefSeq and is a predicted model, not a curated record. Gene Ontology annotation, biological process: transmembrane transport; carbohydrate transport. The transcript has a single exon. NCBI's taxonomy places the organism in Eukaryota, Fungi, Ascomycota, Eurotiomycetes, Eurotiales, Aspergillaceae. Gene Ontology annotation, molecular function: carbohydrate:proton symporter activity. Gene Ontology annotation, cellular component: membrane.
AUGAAGAAUGUGCGUCACACACCUAGUACUCUCCUCCCUCCCUUCGCAAUGACCUCCGAAACGGCACACGAUGGCGCGCAUAAAUCCUCGCUGGUGCACGGCAAGCAGGCUGCCCGGCAAGAACAGUCCAUGACCUUAUGGCAGGCCAUCCGUCUGUAUCCCAAGGCUGUCGGCUGGUCGGUCCUUUUGUCCACCACUCUUAUCAUGGAAGGGUACGACCUGGCCCUGCUGGGAUCGAUGUACGCCUCGCCGGCGUUUAAUCAAAAGUUCGGCUAUCUCGCGCCCGACGGUUCGUGGACAGUACCGGCCUCCUGGCAAUCAGCUCUCUCCAACGGGGCGCGAGUCGGCGAGGUCAUCGGUCUGCUGAUCAACGGUCUUAUCUCUGAGCGACUGGGAUACCGGUGGACUAUGGUCUGCGCCCUCAUGGCGAUCAACGGGGUGAUUUUCAUUUUUUUCUUCGCUGUGAACGUUAAAAUGCUGCUCGCUGCCGAGAUUCUGGCUGGUAUACCCUGGGGCAUCUUCCAAACCCUGCCGGCGGCGUAUGCCUCGGAGGUGUGUCCCGUCGUGUUGCGACCCUACCUGACCACCUUCAUCAACAUGUGCUGGGUGAUCGGGCAAUUUGUUGCGGUGGGAGUCAAUCGGGGAUCCAUCCAGCGCGAGGAUCAGUGGUCAUAUCGCAUCCCCUUCGCCGUGCAGUGGGCCUGGCCAUUGCCCAUUCUUAUCGGCUGUCUGUUUGCCCCGGAGUCUCCCUGGUGGCACGUCCGGCGCGGUCAAAUUGACGGGGCCAAGAAGGCAUUGCGACGUUUGACUUCGUCAAAGGACCCGUCUUUCGACGUCGACGCUACCAUCGCCAUGAUCCAACACACGAACGAGCUGGAGAAGUCCCUGACGGAGGGCACCCGAUACACCGACUGCUUCCGCGGCGUCAACCUGCGACGCACCGAGGUGGUCUGUGGCGUGUGGCUGGUGCAGACCCUCUGCGGACAGAAUCUGAUGGGAUACUUUGCCUACUUCUGCGUGCAGGCUGGACUUCCGCCCGUGCAGUCGUUCAACCUGUCGCUGGCCCAAUAUGGGCUCGGCGUGCUUGGCACCAUAGGCUCGUGGUUCUUGAUGUCGGUCGCUGGCCGACGUACUCUGCAUCUGGCCGGACUGGCAACUCUGGUGGUGCUGCUGCUCAUUACCGGUAGCCUGUCCUUCGCGCCGGAGGCCAACAGCGCGGCCAAAUGGGCGAUCGGAGCGAUGCUGAUUGUUUUCACGGUCUGCUACGACCUCACCAUUGGACCGGUGACCUAUUCGCUCGUAUCGGAGUUGUCUUCAACGCGCCUCAAGGCCAAAACCAUCGUUCUGGCGCGCGUGGUAUACAACGUCAGUAACAUUGUGGUCAACGUGUUGACGAACUACCAGCUCAACCAGACCGCGUGGGAUUGGGGUGCUCGAUGUGCCUAUUUCUGGGCGGGAACCUGUCUGGUCUGCCUGUGUUGGUCAUUCUUUCGUGUCCCUGAACCCAAGGGCCGCACCUACGAGGAGAUGGAUGUUUUGUUUACGCAAGGGGUGUCGGCGCGGAAGUUCUCCCAGACGGCCGUGGACCCGUACGAAGGGAUGGAGGUGGAAGUGCGAGAGGAUCACGGAAAGGAUCGCGCAGAGUGA